AUGGUGUCCCUGAAAAGUACACAAUUUGGGAACCAUUGUCUUAAGCAAUAUUAUUUGUAAUUGAGCUUAAACUUUUUUUUAAAAUACUUUUUUAAAUUUUAUUAGUUUGAAUAUUUACAAUCCAUACUAAUUGUAUGGAUUGUAAAGUAAAUUUGAUUAAAUAUAUAAUGUAUUAAGAAAGUCUCUAUAUCAUGAAUAAUUUUAAUCAUUUGCACAGGUUGUUUGUGAGGGCUUUGGUGUAGAGUUGUAGAAGUACAAUUAUUUUGGCAUGUAACCUCUGAUAAAACAUACAAGUGAUGCACUGGUAAAAAUUUGAAUAUAAUAAUAACAUAAUAUAAAGAAAAAAUUAUAAAUACAGAUAUUUUAAUAACCAAAGGGUAAAAUUAUGUAAUAUGAUGAUAUAUUAUGCAAUAUGUUAGAUAUUACUCUUAAAUUGAUUUAAUUUAAGGCGGAAGACAUUGAUUACUAUAGGUAAUUUGAUUAAUGGUGUAUUGAAUUAUUGAACUUUAUUUACCAUGUGUCUUGCUGUUUGUCAAUUUUUAUACUGAUCUAAUAUUAUUCAACUGCCUAACCUAACCGAUUUAUUGAUAUGUUUUAAAAUUUUAAUUUGCUUUCCUAAUAUCACAAAUAAUAAUAUUUUGGAAUGUAAUUUAUAGGUGUUUAAAUUAAUUACAUAUCCUAUAAAAUAACAGUUUUUUUAUUGUUGAAUUUGAAUUAAUAUUUGUUUUUUAUUAUGUUUAGGUGGUUGUCAAGUUCACAGGCAGUUCCAUAAAAAACAACCAUUUUUUUUGAUAACUUUGAGUUCAGAUAUAAAUAUGCAAAACACCUGUAUACAUUUAAAGUUAGUAAUAUUGUUUAUUGAACCAUAAAUGUUGUCAAAACGAUUAAAAACCCUGGGAUAAUCCAUAAUUUUGAAGUAUGACUGUAAAUUCAUAAAAUAUUUUAAACUUGACAACUUAUAUCUAUGAACUGAUCUGUUAUCAUCAGUUAGGUAGUUUAGUGGUUCGGGUCUUAGAUGUAUUAGAUCAUGUUAGGUUAGAAUGUCUUUUGAAUACAAUGUAUUUAGACACAGUUGGGUUUUUUUAGUUUUAAUUUAUCCUAUUUUCAUCUAGUAUUUUUUAUAACAACAUACCGUAAAUGUAUUACUUAUUAAAUAUUGGUAAAAAUACACACUAACCAAUAUAUUGCUAAAAUUUAUUUUUGUAUAACUGUAUAAUUUUUUUCUACUGGUUGCGAAAUUCUCGAUGCAAAACUGAUAGGUCUUUCUGAUUUGUCAGGAAAAACAUGUAAUAAUACUCUCCCUAUUACUACAUUACAUGCAUCACAUACUAAUUUUAUUGGGAGUUUUGGAUCAAAAUGACUUAAAUACCUAUCUGAUACUAAUUCUUCUUUAAUUUUUGUAAAAGCUUCUUCAUGAUGCUAUCUCUAAUAGAAAUGUUUUUCUUUUAAAAGUCAAUAAAUUGUUGCUAACAAAUUUGUUGUCAUAGGUAUAAAUUUACUAUAAUAAUUUACCAUGCCUAAAAAGCUUUCAAUUCUGUGAAAUUGGUUGGAAUUGGUAUCAUUACAAUGGCAUCAUCAAGUUUUUCUUUUUCUUUAAAAAGACCAUCUUUAUUAAUGACAUGAACUAAAAACUUAAUAUAUUUUUGAAGAACGUUCAUUUAUCUAAAUUUAACUUAAGUCCUGCUUCUUUCAGCCUUUUGAAGACUUCCUUUAAUUUAACUAAAUGGUCCUGUUUUUAAUUUUUUCCAGUAACUGUGAUGUCAUAAACAAAAAUUAUCACUUCAUUCACACUUUGCAAAACUUUUUUUAUUAUUUUUAUAGAAGCUCUUACAGCUGGCUUCAGACUAAAAGUUAACUUAUUUACCUUAUAAAUACCUUUAUGCACACUCCAAGCAAGCAAAUAUUUAGUCUCUUUCAUUAUUUCUAAUUGAUGAUAUGUAGUUGUUGAAUCUAAUCUAGUGACAUAAUCACUUUCACUAAGUUCUGAAGAAAUCUCUUCAAUUCUUGGCAAUGGUUUUUUAUAUUUUUUACUAUCUUGUUUAUAGUAAUUUUAUAAUCACCACAUAAUCUUAUUUCUCUAUUAGGCUUUGGAACUGGUACUAAGGGUAUGCCCCAUUCAUUUUUAUUAACCUUUGUCAUUAUACCUAUUUUUUCCAACCUGUCAAUUCUAAACCUAUUUUAUUCUUAAAUGCAAAAUGCAUUGUUCUCGGUUUACAUAAAACUGGCUCAGCACCUUGCUUAAUUUUGAAAUGAACCUUGUCUCCAUUAUAACAACCUAAUUUGUUGUUGAAAAGAUUUGAAAAAUCUUUUAAUAAUAUAUUUAAUUCUUUAUCAGGUGAAGAAAUCUGAUGUGCAUCAAUUGUACCCUUUAAUGAGAACCCUAAUUUUCCAAUAAGGCAUCUACCUAAAAGUGUUUUAACAUUUUUUUCUAUAAUAAUGAAAACACUUGUGCUUUUAAUGUCACCAUACUUAAUAUUGACUCUAAUUUCAUCUUCUGGAACCAUUAUUGAAAAAUCAUACAAUUUUAAUUUUACCAACAUUUUUUCUAAUUUUGAGUAUUUUAAAAAUAUUUGCAAGGACAUUAUCGUAAUGAUGAAGAAUUGAUCCUUCCUAUCAAUAGGUAAAUUAUCAACAAUAAUUUUCACAAUAAAAGGCUUUUCAUUUUCUGAUCUGACAAGGACACAAAACAUGUCAACAUAUUGUAAACCAACAUCAAGAUUCUAGUUCUUCGAACAAUAUACAUAAUAAGUGAAAUUAUUUUUAAAUUUAGGAUAGACUUUAAUUAAAUGUCCUUUAGAUUUGCAAUUUUUACAUACCUACCCCUUAUACACUUGGCGUCACAAAAAUCGCACAUCUUUAAAAUUAAGUUUCAAACGGGCAUUUCCCCGAACCAAAACAUUUAAUCCAAACAAUAAAGAUAUAAAUUGAAAGUACAGUUAAUGACCUCUUAUCCGAUAGUAGUUUCAUUUCAUAAACAAUAAUCAUAUUCCGAGUAUACGGUGCAUUAGGAAAAUGUAUAAAUAUACUCCUAUCUUAUCUUAUAUUCUUUGCCUAUAGAAAAAUCAGUUUAAAGUGUCAAAUGCAGGUCAUUCACUUCCUAAACAUUGAAAAGGACGUAUGUGAAUACUCUUUAAACAAUAUUAUUUCAAAAAAUAACGUAUUAAAUGGAUACAACUGCUAACGAAGCCGCUCAAGUGGUAGCAGUAAUGGAAUCAGGGAUGCAUCAAUGUGAUGUUGCACGGCAACUAAACUUGAGCCGUUUUGCCGUUCGAGUUUUCCAACGUUAUCAAGAGACUGGUGGCUUUAUCUGGAGGAAUGGAUCAGGCCGACAACGCUGCACAACGGACAGAGAUGAUCGUUUUAUUGUCUCGACGUCUUUGCGNCGCAUUAAUUGUAAAAAAUUAUACGGAAGAGGUUGGGAUCCCUGUUAUGAACUGGCCAGCGAGAAGUCCAGACCUAAACCCAAUUGAGCACCUCUGGGACGAAUUAAAACGAAGAGUGCGGUCACAUGAUCCUGCCCCAACAACCCUCCAAGAUCUUCAAUAUGCUGUUGUUGCGGAAUGGGUGAACAUUCCUCAAGAAUGCAUCUUACGACUCAUAACUUCUAUGAAAGAUCGUAUGGAAGCAGUAAUUAAGGCAAGAGGAAGUAGCACUAGAUUUUAAAUAACAUUUAGUAACAGUUUUUUAUUUUUAUAUGAAGUCUAUUGUCUGUUUCUGUUUAUAAAACUGUAUAUCCUCAAUACAAUUUGUUUUCCUCUUCCACGAUUAACUUAUUUUUUAAAACACUGAUAAACAAAAACACAUACCAUUUAUUUAUUUUUCAAGUUUAUUUCAUCACCUUUCAAAUGAUAUAUCAUAACAGUACCCUUAUAUAUGAUUAAGUGUAGUUAAAAUUACUUUGAAAAAUAAUUUGCAAUAGGUGCGAUUUUUGUGACGCCAAGUGUAAUUGCAUUUACUGAAAUUAUGUUUUAUACCGCUACAGUGGUUACACUUUGGCACAUUAUUAUUGUUAUUAUUAGAUGCAUUUUUAUUUUCUUUAUUAUUGUUAACAUUUUUCUUACCGUUAUUACUUUUUUUAAAUUAUAAUUCUCACCUUGAGUUGUUUGAAUUUUGUGAACUGAUUGGUCAUUUUGAUUGUUUCUUGAAAAUAUUAAUGAAUAUUUUUUUUUCCCUUGCAAUGUCAAGAAUUUGUUCUAAAGUUGCAUUUGGCCCUUCUUCACAUACACACUCUACCAAAAAGCUUGUACAAAGUCCUGUUACAAAUCUGUCUUUUACAGAGUCAUUUGAUAAUUCACCAAAACCACAACUUACAGAAUUGCUUUUUACACUACCAUACCAACUGGCAGUAGCCAGUUAUAGCCAGUAAUCAGUAGUGUCAUGUUUACCUUGAAUUAAGUUAUUUUAUUCUAAACUGUAUUUGAAAGCAGAAACUUUUUUUGAAAAUUGACUUUAAAAUAUUACACAAUUCUUCAAGAAUUUGUUUAUGUUCCACUAGAUUUCAUAGAUCUGAUAAUAUUUUAAGUUCAUCAAUUCCAACAAAUGUAAUAAAAGUAGAAACUUUUUAAUUAUCCAACAAUUAUAUAUUGUUCUAACCUUGUCUAAUAUAUUUUCCAGCUGUUCUUGACUUUGAAUUCUGGCAUAGUACCUAUAGCUGUAUGUACUACAAUGGUUGACUCACCAAUGUAUUUGGAACGUUUGUAUGUUCUUCCUAUAAGUAUUUAUUUCUUGUUCUAAAUUGAUAUGAGCUUUCAUUAGCUUUUGUUCUUUUUUCUUUUUGUCUAUUAAUUUUUGCUUUUUUACUAAUUGCGUUUAAUACUCAGCAAUAGUUUAUUUUAAUGUCUUUUCUUUUUCAGACAUUUUUGUCUUAAAAAAGUGAUGCAAAUAAAUAUGUGAUAUAUUUAUACAAAAAAUUAUUUUUGCGAACAAAAGAAAAAUAACCUCUACACAAAUUCAAUAAUUUUUUUAACGCCUUUAAUAAAUUAUUAUUUUAAAGACACCUUGUCAAUAUUUUUUUUUUCCUUCAUCACCAAUGUAAUAUAUUGAAAUAAAUUAAAAAUAAUAAUAAAAAGACUUGACAAUGAAUAUUUAAUAAUGAAUAUUAACAAUAUAACAAUGAAUAUUUAUAAUUAAAGUAAAAACUAAACUAAAUCUUGUGCAACAUUUUUUUAUCUGUGUUUGCCAUCAGCAUUGUUGCCAAUGUCAAUCUGUUUUCUGAACAUUUUUCAUCUGUUUCCAAACUGAUGGUUUCUUUUCCAUAGAUCCCUUGAUGAAGGUAUUUUCCUGAUUUUGUAGAAAAUUAAAUCUAUCACUACUAUACUAUUUUAAAGUCUGGUUGCCUCUUUCUGGUGACUAACUAUAGGCCAAUCUCUAUUCUUAGUCAUAUUCUGAAAAUACUUGAAUCUCUUGUCUUAGAUGCUAUUCAGCCCUCAGUAAAUCUAAUUUUAAAUAUUGAAACCUACAUGUAACCUUUUUUUUUGAAACUACAUUUUUAAUGUAGUUAUUGAUGGUAAAUGAGUAGAGGUAAUCAUAUGGACUUUGCUAAGGCUUUUGACUCUGUUAACCAUAAGGUCCUAGUUGCUAAUUUCAGAUUUUGGUGACCCUCCUUUUCUUGUUUAAUUCAUUUUUAACUAAUCGCUCGCAAUGAGUAAAUUUAUUCAAAAUUAAGUCUGAAGUAUUUCCCUCUCCAUCUAGUGUCCCCCAAGGUGGCCAUCUGUUCCCUUUACUUUUUUCUUUGUUUGUUAAUAGGGCUUGUUCAUUUCUUAAAUAUUGUCAGUUGUUAUGCUUUGUGGAUGACAUGAAAUUAUUUCUUAAGGUUAACUCUUUCUUGUCUUAAUUGUCUUAAUCUACAAAUUGACUUCAAUAAUUUCGUCACUUGAUCCGAAUCACUUGGAUUGUCCUUCAACAUUUCUAAAUGCAGGUCUGUUAUUCACCCAUGAGCGCUCACCUAUAUUUUUUUCUUACUCUAUUAAUGGUGCCAACUUGCUUCCUAUCAACUCUAAGGCCAUUUACACACGGAGCUAUUCAUUAGAAACUAAUUACUGACAGAAAUCACUAACCAGUCCACUUUGAGUCGCAAUGUUUGUUAUUCAAUGGAACACAAUGGCAACUCAUUGAAUAUGUAAUUUUUAAUAAUGGUUAAAGAAAAGAAUACACAUGGUGGUAACCUUAAGUUUGUCUUACAUAAAACUUUCUUAACAUAAAUGAUAGUGAUAAUAAUAAUAAUAAUUAAAAAAAAAACAUUAAAAACAAAUGACUUUUCUUAUGAAUUAAAAAAACUGUAACAUAAAAUUUAACAUCUUGAUUAUGGACUUCAACACUUUGUCCUCGAGAGCACAUUGACAAUAUCACCUGCAAGGUGUUUAAAGUUUUAUGUUUUAUUAAAAGAGCAGCAAUUGAAUUCAAACUCUCCCACUCUCUUAAAUCACUUUUCUAUUUUCUUGUCAGGCCUAUUAUUGAAUAUGGCUUGUUGUUUGGGAUCCUUAGACUGUGGACAACACUUGCAAAUAACUCAAGCAUGCCCAGCACAGAUUUUUUAGUUUCGUAAAUUAUACUUUUAAUAUUAACUGUGUAUCUUAGGACUACACCCCAUUGUCUUCCAUUUUCUAAAUCUCACUACCUUAGCCGAUCACAAUCUCAAUAAAUCUUUUUUUCAAAAAUUUCUCUCUGGCUCAGUUGACUUUCCUUCCCAACUUGCAUUUUUAAAUUUUAAGGUACCACCUGGAAUUAUACAUUUUUAUUACUCCACGUUACCCAGCCAAUUAUUUUAGUUGAUUGCUGUAGAAAUGAGGCUUAUCUGAAACUUUGUCAUAUGGCACAAUAAUCAAUAUAUUUUCAGAAAAAAAGCCAGAAAAUUUUUUUUUAAAAUAAUGUAAAAUGUUUGUUUUAUUGUUUAACAAACAAAUUAAUGCUGUUUUAAAUUAAUGUAAUAAAUUGUGUUACAAAAUAACAUUUUAUGUUUGAAUGUAUAUAUCAUGAUUGAUUGGUGAUUUAUUUAUGAAAAUUAAUUAUAUAUUAUUAAAGAUUAAAUAAUUUACCUAUUUUGUAUGUAACAUACUAGCACUGGUUUAUACAAAAUUAUUGGUAUUUUUGGAAUGGAAAUUGAACUUUUUUUGUUGAUUUAUGGGUAACUUUAGUGACAUGUAAUGAAAAAAAAACAGUAAUAAUAUGUAUUUAAUUUUAUUUUCACUGUUCAGGAAUUAUCUUCUUUAAAGCAUAAAUUACUGAGCAUCAAUUAUUUACUGUAGCAGGGACAGAAGUGAACUGGAAAUUAAUUCUAAUUUUUAAUUCAGAACUAUUAGUACAAUACGGAUAUCAUAAUACUCCAGGCUACACAUUUAUUUAUUUAUUUAUAUAUUUUAUUCUAAAUUGAAGGCAUUAUCUUCUUUUUGUUUUUUAAUUUGACUCAUAGUAAAUAAUUACAUUUGUUUUUUUUAACAAAAGUUUAUAAAAGUUAACUAAUUUGUUCAACUUGGGCACAACAAAUUAAAAAUAUUAGGUAGAUAUUAUGUACAUUAUAAUAUUAUAGCAUAUAUUAUUAUAAUGAUUUACAAAUAUUCAUUAUGUUAUUCAUAAAAAAAAAAAAAAAAAAAUGGGUGUGCAUGAGACCUAACCUAGCCCAACAUCUUUAUAAGAUUCCUUUCAGAAAAUGUGCUAUACUUGAAAAUCUCAGAAAAAUGUCUAGUAUAAAAGUUGUUCACAGAAAAACAAGUAUUGUAAAACCAAUAUAUUCAUCACUUCGUUCAGAAUUUAAAAUGUGUUUACACCAUAAGUAACUUAUAACAAGUAUAAUGUACCUGUACCAAUUUAUCUAAUGAACUUGAUUGAUAUAUUUAUAUUACUGCUGACUGGUAUUACUUAAAAUUAAACUAGAGUCUAUACUUAAGACUAAUUUUUCUAUACCUUUUUAUUGUCGUGACCGCCUAAAUGAAUAUUCAAUUUUUUUAGCCACCACUAAAUAUUAUAUUUUAUACAUGGUGAUCCAAUAUUUUAUAUUUUUGGUGACCCUAAAUAAUUAGUUGUCGAUCCCAAGGGAUCGCACUCCCCAGGUUGAGAAAUACUGGUAUAGACUAUUGUACUAUUUAAAUAUUAUGAAUUAAGUUAUUAUUACUUAAAAACUUCACAAUAUUAUUACCCUUUAUUAUUCUGGCAAAUGCAGUUCAAUGUACAUAGUAUUAAUCAUUUUCUUAUCAAUGGUAUAGGAAAUAACUAAGACCACGAACUAAGAUAUAUCUUAGUAUAUCUUAGCGCUAUGAACUAACGCUAAAGAAGUUGGUAGCAUGACAAAUAGAUCCCGUGUCGUCGAGACCCGGGUAAAUAUUCUGAUAAGAAUUUAUACCAGGUCAGAGACAUUCAGAUCUCGAGACAUUAUGGUCCCGAGUCAUUUAGAUCCAUGACAUUUUUAGAUCUCGGACAUAUGGAUCCAUUUAUUAAUAAUUGGUAAACUAUGUUAAAAAUAAACACAAUGAUUAAUACUUUAAUCACUUUACUAGUGGCUCAUCUCCCAUACAAAUUUUGUAAUUUUGAACUUACAUAGAAACCCUCAUGUCAUAGUUUCAAGAAUAUAAGUAUACAAAAUACUUAAUGCUAUUCAAUUUCAAUCUACCUAAUGUUAGUUUAAUGGCAUGGUGUUAUUAAAUUAUUGUUUGAGAAAAUUUAAAAAAUUUAUUCAUACAGUAAUUUAAUUAUUAUUGCUUAGGCAUUGGAUUUUCGAGAAUCGUAUUUACCCUUACCAAUGUAACCAUAUUCUUCUAACUUCAUGGCAAUUUAAUACAUUGUGGCACUUAAAUGACACUGAGUUCGGGGUUCUGGCAAAUGCGAAGUUCAUAUUGUUAAGAUUAUUGUGAAGGGGUAUACUAUUUGAAAGUUCUGAAAAAUAUCAACCUUUGUAUCUACGACAUACCAGCUAUUAUGAUAAUUGUAUAUACUGAUAACAUUCGGAUAUCUGGACUUUUAUAUCAAGACAAUUUGAUCCCGCGACGACUGGAUGCACACUGUUACCAAAGGUAUGUUUGAGAUCUAUAUGACCCGGGUCCUAUAUGUUCAUACACCGGUGAUGUUGACAAUGAACAGCGACAAUAUGGCUCAAGAAAAACCUCAGUUAAUUAGAAAUAUAAACUAAUAUAAUAUUUGCAACCGGGCAUUAUUAUUAUCAUCUAAUGUUUUCGAUUAUCACCACAAUAACGCAAAACGUUGAUAAUAUAGACGAUAUAAGAUAAUUAUGCAUUACAUUAUCUAUGAUUGGUGUGACCCGGCAAUAAUUAACUUUAAGAUAUCUCAGGGUUCGUGAUUAUCGUUAUUUAUGUAUAUUCAAUGCAUCAGUGUUCAUUUUACAAUUACUACGGAGCGCGCCGUAAGACAUUUCUUAUCGGUUUAAAGUAAAACACAUUUUACGUUAUCGCGCCUUGUUGUGUAAUCAACCAGUAUAUUUGUUAUCGUGAUGUCAAGAUAUUGUGAACAAUAACGUUAAACAAUAUUGUCAUGUACAGAGCCACGAGCAAAAUAACUGUUUAAUAACGUAUUCGAACCAAUUAGAGAAUCGUCGUUGAUUUGUUUUUCACUAUUGACGUAUCGUCUCUGAGUAGCUUAUCUAUUUACAAGAACCAUUUUAACAGAUAAAAGAAAUGUUGAUUUCAUAAUAUUUACUCAGACUAUGCGACAUUUACAAUUAUGUAAUGUGAUUUCCAUAUUUUAAUCGUAUGGGUAUUUAUUUUUUAAAUGUUAGGUCGCUUUAUUUAGUAUUUAACAGUGAAUAACAAUCGUAUUCGUAUUAAAUUAACGUGUUAUUGUCUUUAAUUAAUUUCCUCGGAUUCUGUUGUAGAUUGUGAAAAGUAUACUAAUUGUUUCUUAUCACUCGCAUAAACUGUUUAGGUACUUAAAUUGUUUAUGAAGCCGAAAAAUUACUGAAAAGUAUAAUAGCAAAACAUUUAGCUUUUUAUAUAAAGUAAAUAUAUUUAUAAAUUAUACAAUAUAAUCUAUCCAUAUUGCAGUUUGUAUUUUGUUUAUGCUAAUCUUUAAUAUUUUUUUUUUUUUAGUUUUCGUCAACUUCUAAACUACUAUUUUUGAUAAAAAUGAGUUUCUUAUAUAAAGGAAAAAUUCACAAUAUUCCAGAAGUUAAAUGUUGGUAUCCUCAAUCAAUUGUUUACGAUCCAAUAAAAGCUGGUAGUUUGGACAGCACUGACAUUGAACCGCACGAUGCUGCAAUCGCAAGAGCAGUGAAAUCAACGUAUAAACCCAGUUAUAAAGCGUGUGGAAAUCCAUUGAAUACAAUAUUUGUUGGAAAAUUAAGCCUAGAUACAACGGAAGAUGAUUUACAACACGUAAGAAUUGCUGAAUACUAUACAAUCAUUAUCAUUAUUAUUUUUUAUUUCUCUGAUCAUAUCAAUGGCUUUAUUUUUUUUCCUGUGUUUGAAUCGGUAGCAGUGAGGGAUCUGUUUUCACAAUAUUUCUCCACUGCUGCCAUUGUUUAUUGAAAAAUUACAUAUAAUUCACACAUACAGGUACUAUAAAAUGUAGUAAAAGUAAUCCUAUAUUUAAUGCUGGGUCUGCUCAUGCAUUUUUUUUGGGGCCCAAGUAGAUGUAAAAAGUGGGAAGUAGUAAGCACUGUCGAUAUAAUGCCAAUAUGGUUUAUUGGUGUACAUAGACACGCAGGUGUAAACCUAACUUAACACUAUUACAGUUGUCCAAAUCUAUAGUUUAGUACACAAAAUAGGUAGCUAUACACGAAAUAAUUUUUGAUGGAUUUGGUCUCCAGCAGAUUAAAUCCUUUAAAAAGUCUUACUGUGUGUAGUAUCCAAGGAUUCAAUCGCUAAAUAAAAUAAAUCUGGCAGAUUUAUUUCAAUGGAUCGUUUCUCCGCUAAUAAGCGGAACGAAUCUGACAGACCUACUAUUAUUUAUUAUCUAUUAUUAUUAUCAUAAAACAUUAUCUGUUAACUUAUCAAUAGGUUUUGUUCAAUUUUUUUUUGCUUAACAUUAAAAUAGCCAGUGCUGUAACUUGAGGUUGGUGAAAUGAGCAGUUGCCAAGGGCGCAACAAAGUAAGGGGGCGCAUUUGAGUUAAAUUAAAAUUGGUUUAUUAUAUAAAAUUUAUUUUUCUUAUAAAUUAUGAAUGGUCAAUGUUGUAUUAUAGAAAGUUUGAUUGAUUUAAUUGUAUCCAAGGAAUAGAUUGGUCAUGGACCAAGGACCAAAUUAAUAAAUACAAUUUUGCAGCAACAAAAGCUAGAAAAAUUAAAUUUGAAUAUUAAUGACAAUGAUUUAUUGUAAUAUUGUAUUGUUUAACAUAAGGUACAUGCAUUUAUAUAUAAUAAGAAACAUGGUGCCUUUUUGUUUAUUUCUUGUAAUUUAAUAUUAUCAGUAAUCUAUUUUAACUCAUUAACUAUAAUGAAUCAAUAUUUUAAACAAUAUGGCAGUAUUUUGAUUAACAAGUAAGAAUGCAAUAGAAUAAUAUUAUAAAAAUAAUAUCCUUAAAUGAAACAAAAAAAAGCUCCAAAAUAAAAUUUGCCAAUGGUGCCAUGGUAGGUAGUUACAGAACUGAAAAUAGCCAUCAUGCUUUAAUAAAAUUUUAUUAUUUAUAUGGUUAUUAUCUGUUACUAAUUGGUUGUACAUUUUUGUUUUUCUUAACUAAUAUUUAAUUUAAUCAUCAAAGUAAAUGCUAAUGAUAAACUAUGUCAAGCAGCCAAAAUUUGGUCAAUUUGGCUGUUGACAAUGAUUAAAAUAUUAGACCAUAAUGUAGUAUUUUUUCUGAAAAUAAUUAAAUUGUAUUUUUUUUUCAUGUAAUUUUUUAGUAGAUUACUUUAUCAAUAUAGAUAUUAUAAGACAUCAAUAUAUUGACAAAUAUAUCCAAUUUAAAAUUAGUAAUCACAGACUGAUUUUCAAUUAAUGGUAUGUUUUUUCAGUUUAUAAAAAUCGACCUAUGAAAGUAAAAACUGAUUAAAGUUUUCAAAUUACUUCAAUGUUUCUGAUACUCAUUCAGUAGAACAGAAUAAUAUAAGUUUUAAAAGAAGAUAGUAUAUUACAUCUAGUUUUAAAAAUAAUUUAAAGACUUAUUAGGUUAUUAUGAAUAAUAGUUAAAACCAUAGAUUGAAUACAUAGUCAUACAUAGUCUACCACUAUGGUAUUAUACUAAUUAUCAUUAAAUUGUUUUCUUAACAAAUAAGAUUUACUUUAUUUAGAACAAAUUUAUAAUUACAAACAAAAUAUUUUAUUAAUGUUAAUUAUAUCUGUGAAAGGUUGACAAUUUAUUUGGCAUUAUUAAUUAUUUUUCCAUUGCUAUUAGUGUUAAGUGCUUUAUUUUUACACUUAUUAUUUUAUAAUUAAUAAAACUAUAAGCAAGAAAUAAUUAUCUUAAAUAUUGUUUAAAUGGUAGUUUUUUAUGUUGUUGCAACUGAUAAGUUAUAGAUAACUAUACAUUGAAACCAUUAGUAAUGAAAAUUGUUUGUAAACAUUUCAAACUACUUUCCUGAAAAACUUUUUUAAAUUAUAAUUUAAACUGCUUUACUAAACUAUUGUCAAAACAAUAAUUAUAUAGAGAUUUAAUUAAAUUUGGGACUUAAAAUUAUAAAUACACUUUUGAUAAUUUAUUUUAUUUUGUUUCAGGAAUUCAGUCGCUAUGGUAAAUUGGUAGCAUUGAGACUAGUCAGAGAUAUUAUAACAGGCGAAAGCAAAAGGUAUGCUUUUGUAGAAUACCAAACGUUUACAAUGGCAUUGGAUGCUUAUAAAUUUGGUCGAUCAUUAUUACUAAAGAAAUCCGAGAUAUUUGUUGAUUUUGAAUGUGGACGUACAUUGCCAGGAUGGAAACCUCGAAGAUUAGGUAUAAUAUUAUCACUAGUUAAUGUUAAUUCUGUAGAAUAUGUUAUUAUAUAUAUAUUUCUAAGGUUCAUAUUUGGUGUCAUUAUUAAUAAGUAGUUAAAAAUAUCUACUUAAAUUCUAAAAAGAAUUAUGAUAGUUGAUAUAAAUGAUGAGACAUUUUUUUGAAUUUAUGAGAAUAAAAAUUUAAGUUUAAUUAGUUACUGAAAAUCUGAUAGAUCAUCUAUCAAAUAAUAAUAAAAAUAAAAACAAAUUCUUCAAAAUGUGAAUCUUAGUAAUUAUUAUAUAAAAAAUAUAUUUUUUAAAAUUUAUUUGAUUUAAAUUUUUAUAGGUGGUGGUUGGGGAGGUCAAAAACAAUCUGGUCAACUUCGAUUUGGUGGUAGAAUUAGACGAUUCAAAAAACCAUUAAAUUUUUUAGCAGUUGAAUUUAAAAGACCAUUUCUAGGGGAUAGAGAAAAAAGAACAUUUUCAACUAAACCUGCUGAUUCAACUGUACAUUCAUCAAGAACAGCCCAUUCAUCUAAACCUUCAUAUUCAUCAAACACAGCACAUUUAUCAAAAAUAGCAGAUUCAUCUAAAAAAGAACAUUCAUCUAAACCAGAAUUAGAAAAAGCACCUUCCUCAUUAAAUGCAUAUUCUUUGGAAACUGCACCUUUAUCGAUGACAAAUUUUUCAUCAAGAAAAACACCUUCAUCUCCAACUGCAUCUUCAUCUGUCAUGACUAUGCCAUCAUAUUUCAGUUAUGAUUCAACUGCAUAUGAUCUGUCUUCUAUUAGCUUACCACCAAGUCCUCUUUUCCCGCCUUUACCCCCAAGUUCAUCUUUACCACCUUUACCACCUUUACCACCAACUCCAUAUAUACCGCCUUUACCCCCAACUCCAUCUUUACCGCCUUUACCCCCAAGUCCAUCUUUACCGCCUUUACCACCAACUCCAUCUCUACCGCCUUUACCAACUUCAUCUCUACCACCAUUACCACCAACUACAUCUCAACCGCCUUUACCACCAACUCCAUCUCAACCGCCUUUACCACCAACUCCAUCUCAACCGCCUUUACCACCAACUCCAUCUCAACCUCCUUUACCACCAACUCCAUAUUUACCCCCAACUCCAUAUUUACCCCCUUUACCACCAACUCCAUAUUUACCACCUUUACCACCUACUCCAUAUUUACCGCCUUUACCACCUUCACUGCAUUUAUCAUCAAGCGAUUUAUCUUUAACACCUCCAGACUAUUGGAAUAUAAGUUUACCACCCUCACCGACUAUAUGUUCACCAAACCUUGCACAUUAA
Molecule: messenger RNA, 14092 nt
Organism: Cinara cedri
Lineage: Eukaryota; Metazoa; Arthropoda; Insecta; Hemiptera; Aphididae
Source: the annotation of a GenBank genome assembly